Passer montanus (Eurasian tree sparrow) is the source of this 514-nucleotide messenger RNA. Its product is annotated as nuclear receptor coactivator 1-like. The annotation marks the transcript as partial. Gene Ontology annotation, biological process: cellular response to hormone stimulus; positive regulation of transcription by RNA polymerase II. NCBI's taxonomy places the organism in Eukaryota, Metazoa, Chordata, Aves, Passeriformes, Passeridae. The record is from RefSeq and is a predicted model, not a curated record. Gene Ontology annotation, molecular function: nuclear receptor binding; protein dimerization activity. Gene Ontology annotation, cellular component: nucleus. The transcript has 4 exons.
AAUUCCCAGCGCUGUUAUUCCCCUCCCCCCCCCAGGUGCCCGGUAGGUACCACCAUGAGCGGCCUGGGGGAGGCCGGCGCGGACGCGGCCGGCGGCGAGGGGCGCAAACGGCGCGGAUCCCCCUGCGAGCACCCGCACAGCGCGGAGAAGCGGCGGCGCGAGCAGGAGCAGCGCUACCUGGCCGAGCUGGCCGAGCUGCUCUCGGCCAACCUGGGCGAGCUGGACUCGCUGGGGGCCAAGGCCGAGCACGGCAACAUCCUCAAAAAAACCGUGGACCAGAUCCAGCAGAUCACGCGCCUCGAGCACGCGCGGAGAAGCGGCGGCGCGAGCAGGAGCAGCGCUACCUGCGCGGAGAAGCGGCGGCGCGAGCAGGAGCAGCGCUACCUGGCCGAGCUGGCCGAGCUGCUCUCGGCCAACCUGGGCGAGCUGGACUCGCUGGGGGCCAAGGCCGAGCACGGCAACAUCCUCAAAAAAACCGUGGACCAGAUCCAGCAGAUCACGCGCCUCGAGCACG